Meleagris gallopavo (turkey) is the source of this 3642-nucleotide messenger RNA. The record is from RefSeq and is a predicted model, not a curated record. Lineage: Eukaryota; Metazoa; Chordata; Aves; Galliformes; Phasianidae.
GGACAGACACAAACAUUAUUAAGCCCAAGAAAAACCUUCGCCACAUUUAGGGUGGGUGCUUUGAGCUCGUCCUUGGCCAGGGUGCACCCCAUACUGUGUAAAUCCAGUGCUGAGCAGUGCCUUACAGGUGGGACCUCACUGGUUCUGCAUUUACUCUUCACUAUCUUUGCUUGAGCCGAUCAGUGCUACCUCCAAGUCAGAACACAGCCUUGCACAGUAGCAGGGAGCCACGGUUGACAGACAUGGAGAUAAAGAGCGUUUCCAUUGGACCUCAGAGCCUGGGCACUGCAAAAAUCCCCAUCUCCUCCCAUAAACUGGGGCACCCAACUGCACAUGACCCAGGCUGGGAGCACACAGGGAGCCAUGGAGGAGCAGUGAGAUAAGUUAAGAGCCCUGACCCAAGGUGUGGGAGUGUCCCCACCCCACUUUCCAAAGGAUGUUUCACUCAGGUGCAGCAUAUUGCUCCCUUUGUCUGAAGCUCUGCAUUAAAGCCCUUAAUUGUCACUGCACCUGAGCACCUUGGGGCCUUUCCUCCUCUGAUCCUGGAGGAAAGACACCUUUUGUCUGGGCAUGAGACCAGCAGGGAAUGAAAACUGGGUGCACCAGCCCUUGUCUUGCUGCUUCUGGUUGUCAGCACAAGAAGCUGUUGUGUUUACCCACACUCAAGGGCAAUCGUCCGUCACUAACAACACAGCACAGCACCGUCAGCCCCACCACCCUAAGCCUGGCCAGGGAGCAGGGCAGAGCCAGCAGGAGGGCAGCACUGCUGGGAAGGACGGGCAGCCCCAGAACAUCCAGACAAGAGGCAUUGGCUGUUUCCAGAAUACAUUGGUUUGGAUGGAAGAAGGCUGCCUUAGCAAACACACGUCCUGGCCAGGUGUGAAAUCUGACCCAACGGGAGUGGAGGAAAAGUUAACCUCAACCAGUGCAAGCAGGGACUGAGCAUGGCUUGGGGAGAUGUGGCUUAGAGAAAAUAGGAUAAAGAAGUGUGAAGGACCUGAGAGAAGCCACUGAUCUCAAGAACUGGAGAAGUGGAGUUCAGACCCAGUGCACUUUCACACAGGACUGUCCCUUCUGCAUAAACCCUCAGGGCAGAUCUGUCACUCAAACUGUCAUUGAAACCCAUGCACUGUUUUGGUUGCAGAUCCAGCUUUGCUCCCCUUCGAUUUUUGUACCGUUCUCCCUGUUUAUAUUUUGAGCACAUAAUUAGUGGGCAGGACUAUGAGCUGUUCUCUGUUGCUUUGGCGUGAAUCCAGCCUAGCACCAACGCCUUGGUCCUGUGUAGACAGCAAGCACCUGAGCUCAGAGCAUGUCCCUAGAGAUCGGUCAGUAAUAGUCCUUUCACUUACUUACUCUAAACAGGGAUGAGAGUCUCAUCAUGGACUCCACUCUGGAGACCAGCCAGCAGAAGGAGAAGCUUUUGAAAGCCCUCUACACCCUCCAGCUGAAGUCAAACACCACUCUCCAGACUGCCAGCCCACUGCUGAGCAGCCAGCAGGGCAUGGGCAUGGUGACACAGCUCCAAGUCCACCAGCUGGCAGACAAGACCAAAAGCCUGUGUAGAGACCUGGACAACAUCAAGAACCUCCUCCACUAUCGUCAGGAUGAGCUGGUCCGGCAGAUCCCCAACCCCACUGGCAGCCGUUAUGGGUGUGUAAGUGGAAUCCAUUGCUCCCGAGAUGGCUCCAUCUAUGUGACAGCCGAGGGUGCUCCUUGGGUGCAUGUGCUCAGCAGCACAGGCCAAAUGCUGAAGUCCCUGCCCUGCUGGCAAACGGGGAGGGAAGGUGGCAGUUUUUUGCCAGAGGAUGUGACUGUGACUCGGGCAGGAAUGGUGGCCGUAGCUGACAUGACAAAUGGGGCUGUCUGGGUCUUCAAUCCUCACACCACCCCCUCCAAAGGAGAAUGGAUAAAGAUCGGGAAGGUUGGCUCCCCCAGGGGUGUUGGAGUGGACUCCAUGGGCAACAUCUUAGUAGCAGACUAUGCCCAAGGCCAAGUCUGCAGCUUUGCACUGGACCAUGCCUUCAGGACGCUGAACAUCCGCUCAGUCCCCAACCUGCAGGGACCUCGCUACGUCAGCCCAGCACCCAACGGAGGCUUUGUGGUAAGUGAGGAGUGCGGAGAUGUCAAGGUGUUCAUGAGCAGUCAUAAACUCGUUUGCUCCCUCAGCAGCAAAUACGGACACCAGUUUGGCAACCCGGCGGGGGUGUGUGUGGAUGCAGAGGGCAGCGUGGUGGUGGCAGACGAGCAGCACCGCGCCGUCCAUUUGUUCCCAGAGAGCGGGGCUCCCAUCUGCCUGGUGUCUGCAGGGCUGCGGAGGCCGGCUGGCGUGGCCUGCUCCCCCUUCGGGCACCUCUUCGUGGCAGACACAGGUGAGAACUGUGUGAAAGUCUUCAAGUACCACGUGAGGCCCCGGCAGCCCUUGGGCACCCUGUGACAACCUUCAGAGUGGGGCCAGUUCCACCACAACCCUGCUGAGCUUUGGUGAGUUGCAAAUGAAGGCGUUCCUGUUGUCCCUGCACUCAACCACGUUGUUGCCAUUCAGCUUUUCCAGAUGGCAGAAACAAGGACUACAGCAACAACGCUUCAGUUCCACACUUCCUGGAUCCAACAGAGUAGCUAAAGGGCUGAGAUAGGACAGUGGGCAUGGAACAGCCUCCCCAGGGCAAUGGGACACUGCUCAGACAUAGGGCUUGGGUUUGGCGGUGCUGUGAGGAGCCAGGGGCUGGUAUCCACAGUCCUUAUGGGUCCCUUCCAACUUGAAGGAUUCUCUGGUUCUAUAAAAAUGAUGGUGCGUUGGUGCCUUGGAAACUCACCGCCAUCCUCUUGUGUGUCUUUUCAAUGAAUUAAUUCCUUCUCUCCCACACACACCCAUUUUACGUGGCCAUGCUUCUGCCUCCCUGAUGUCCAAGGCAGAGCACAGCCAGAGGGGUAAGGGCAGGACAGAGCUGAGUUUGCCAUACCCUCCAGGAGAACAUUAGAAGAAAGGUAACAAAUUCCAUGCCACAUUCCUGACCUCUACAGGGAAGCAGCAACUACUGCACGGAGCGCGUUUCCUAUCUGCACGUCCCAUUGCUCGCACAACAUUGGGGCUGCACAGUUCAGGAGCCACAUCGCUAUCAGCAGAAUGUGGGCAAGGCUGUUUUCCUCUCCUGCUCCAGCUUAUGGCAGCGCAGCCUGCCCCACAGCUCCGAGGCUGCAGCUGAUGCCUCUGGGCUCCCAGGGCGCUCAGCCUGCCUGUGCCGGGUGCACCAUUCUGCACUCAGUGCCGUGAUCUGUGCCCCACGGCUGCCAAAGGCUCUUAUCCCGCAUCCCAAGCACACCCCCGUGGGUGCUCCUUCCCAUCGUGUUCGGUCAGCAGGAGGGUAAGCCAGGGACAGAGCGCGGGGAGAAGCUGCCAGGCACCACGAGGCCCUGGAGCCGAGCGCCGUGGCCACGAGAGAUAGCAGGACCGAGCGCUGGCGCUGCUUAUCUCAUAGGCUCAGCAGCAGCUGCGGGUUACACCGCACGGCUCCCAGCCCUGCGAGGACGCCUCGGGUCGGUGCUGCGGGGCGAGGGGCCUGAAAACCCAGAGUGAAGCGGGGCUUUCGGAGGGGCGAAACGAGCACGGCAGCGGGCGGAACGCGGGACGCCGGGCUGCGAGGC